Molecule: messenger RNA, 1327 nt
Organism: Mercenaria mercenaria
Lineage: Eukaryota; Metazoa; Mollusca; Bivalvia; Venerida; Veneridae
Product: GDP-fucose protein O-fucosyltransferase 1-like
Exons: 9
Coding region: 169-1269 (366 amino acids)
Biological process (GO): Notch signaling pathway; protein O-linked glycosylation via fucose; regulation of Notch signaling pathway
Cellular component (GO): endoplasmic reticulum
Molecular function (GO): peptide-O-fucosyltransferase activity
Source: RefSeq, a predicted model, not a curated record
GUUGCAUAGACGUUCAGUAAUUGUUUAGAAUGUAAGCUUGCGCUAAAUUACGAUACCACUGUCAACAUUACCUUGUAAACAAGGUCAAAAACUCUCUUAUUUGGAGGACUAAAACAGUGACCUUGACAUUUUGCGGGAAAAACCAAAGACAAACCCAGGAACAGUAGAAUGACUAUGAAGGGACCUUUAAAAUUCCUGUUACUUGUGACACUUGUAGUGAUUGUUGGCUCACAUGAUGCAGUUAAAAGUGAAGAUUUUGUGGACAAAUAUGAGGUGGAUCCCAAAGGAUAUCUUAUAUUUUGUUUAUGCAUGGGUAGAUUUGGAAAUCAGGCUGAACAUUUUCUGGGUGGAUUAGCCUUUGCUAAAGCAGUAGACAGAACGCUGUUGUUGCCUCCAUGGAGAACAUAUAAAAAUGUACGUUUCACAGAUUGGUUUAGGUUAGAGUCAAUUACAGAGUACCACAGAGUUAUAGUUGCCGAGGACUUUAUGGAGAACCUUGCUGACCAAGUUUGGCCUGUCGGGAACAGAACUGGCUGCUGUUUCUCCUAUACCGUGGAUAGAACCUGUGAUCUUAAACAAGGCAAUCCAUUUGGCCCCUUUUGGGAUGGACUAGGAGUGGAUUUUGACAAAACAGAAAAUUUUAUGGUCAGCUAUUCACAACCUGAGGAAUGGAAACAAAGAUUUCCUCCUUCAAAAUACCCUGUAGUAGCUUUGAAGGGAGCACCAGCUCCAUUUCCCAUGAGACCGGAGAACUGGGAGCUACACAAAUAUUUACAAUGGUCAGAUGAUAUCAUUCAGCAAGGACAGAAAUACAUACACGAUCAUUUUCCAGGGCAGGAGUAUAUUGGCAUACACUUAAGAAAUGGAGCAGAUUGGGAAAAUGCUUGUAAGCAUGCACCUGAUCAGCCAAAGUACAUGGCAUCACCACAGUGUAUACCCCUCAACAGCGGAGGGAAGGUCACUAGCGAAAUGUGUCUCCCAUCCACACAGGAAGUUCUUAGGUUGUUGGAAAAGGUUGUUAAAGAAACAGAUGUCAAGGUCAUUUAUGUUGCUACAGAUAAAAAUCCUAUGAUAGCAGAAAUAGAGCAACAUCUUAAAGACUAUCAAGUAUCGGUAUUUCACCAGGAUCCAUGGCUACCUCAGUUAGAUCUCUAUAUUUUAGGACAAUCUGUCCACUUUAUAGGCAAUUGUGUAUCGUCAUUUACAUCAUUUGUAACACGAGAAAGGGCAGUCAGCAAUAAACCAACAUCGUUCUGGGGAUACAGCUGACCUCUCAUAAUAUGUGAUAAUUUACCAGUAUUAUACAAUAAAUUAUAUAUUUUAUAUA